Dicentrarchus labrax (European seabass) is the source of this 1393-nucleotide messenger RNA. RefSeq names its product collagenase 3-like. Gene Ontology annotation, cellular component: extracellular region; extracellular matrix. The transcript is spliced from 7 exons. Bases 93 to 941 code for a protein of 282 amino acids. Gene Ontology annotation, biological process: proteolysis; extracellular matrix organization; immune response. The record is from RefSeq and is a predicted model, not a curated record. Gene Ontology annotation, molecular function: chemokine activity; zinc ion binding; metalloendopeptidase activity. NCBI's taxonomy places the organism in Eukaryota, Metazoa, Chordata, Actinopteri, Moronidae.
ACAGAUAACGUGAAUGCUCAAGAGGACACAACAUACUCUUGAUCAGCUUUUAUCAGAGGAGAGUGGAGGAAAGAGAAAAAAAUUUUAAUAAGAUGUCUCUCGUGGAUUUUUGGGUAGUGCUGGGGGGUUGUUUGACUGUGUGUCUUGCAGCACCUAUUGUUACACAGGAGGCGGGAAACCCAGCUCAGGUGACUAGUGUUGAGGUGAAGACUCUUCGGUGUGGUGUGCCAGAUGUCAGCAACUACGAACACUUCUCUGGAACUCGCAAAUGGGAGAAAAAUCUAAUCACAUACAGGAUCACUAGGUACACUUCAGAUCUGACCCAGAGUCAGGUGGAUACAACCAUUGCUCAAGCCUUCCAGCUCUACAGUGAUGUCACCCCACUGGACUUUAGACAGGUCCACGACGAUACUGCGGACAUCAUAAUCCUCUUCCAGGCCAGAUUUCAUGGGGACUUUUACCCUUUCGAUGGGCCGGACGGAGUCCUUGCUCAUGCUUACAAACCUGGACCGAGUGAUGGAGGGGAUGCACACUUUGAUGACGAUGAAACCUGGAGUCUUACCGAAACAGGUGUGAAUCUACUGCUGGUGGCGGCCCAUGAGAUUGGCCAUUCUCUGGGUCUUGAUCAUUCCGAUGACAGCCAAGCACUAAUGUUCGGUCAUUAUAAUUACGUCAACACCAUCGGAUACAGGCUGCCAGAUCAAGACAGGCGAAGGAUUCAAGCCCUUUAUGGAGUGAAUAAUAAUAUUAUGGCAUGCUGCUUUACAUUCUUUGCUGGAAGGAUGCCAAGGCAACAAAUUAUCUCCAUCACCAAGACACACAGAACAUGUGCUCAGCAGGGAUUUGUGGUCACUACUGCUAGAGGGAAGAUCUGUGUUAGCCUGAAUCAGACCUGGGCACAGGAAGCUUUUGCUAACCAGCAAAUUGGUCAUCAUAAAUGAUCUCCAGCUGCUCAACCUCUGGCCAUGAUAAAGCUCCGUCUGAUGUAAACUAUUGAGGGAAAUUCCUAUGAUAAUCCUGGUUUUCCGAUAUGAUCCUACUACUACUACUAUCAAUACAUUUGUCUUGUUAUGGAUUCUUGAAAAGAAUAAUUAUAAAUAUAUAUAAAAAUGAAUUGAAUGUCACUUAAGUAACUGUCACAGAUUUGUGAAAUAUUUAAAUGCAUUUGAUUUUUUAAAUUGGCAGUGGGUCCAUAAUGUAAGUGUGUAAUUUUAGUCUUUAACUUUUCAUAUCUUACAAAGAAGAGGAGCUGCACACAAGUCUAGUAUAGCUUUGACUUCACACUGAUUCAAUGUCUAAACAUUAAAUCCAGACAAGUCAUUAAUAAGUUGAGGUAACAAAACAUUCCAUGUUCGCUUGCCUAGGGGUUGGAAGAAUAAAUUAAUUAAUUCAA